Paecilomyces variotii is the source of this 1673-nucleotide messenger RNA. RefSeq lists its product as hypothetical. The transcript has 3 exons. Lineage: Eukaryota; Fungi; Ascomycota; Eurotiomycetes; Eurotiales; Thermoascaceae. The coding region runs from base 397 to 1446 and encodes 349 amino acids. The record is from RefSeq and is a predicted model, not a curated record.
CGUUUCUUUUUAGAUUAUACCGUGGCUGGCUAAAUCUCCGAACCUAUCCCGUUGCAUACACUUCGGGUUCCACAAACAAACCACGAACACCACCUUUUACCAGAACAGGAAGUAAUUAUGAUUGACGGGUGACCGUCGAGCAUUCUCAAAAAGGAAAUUCCUACUAAUUCGUUAGUUCAGAGACCAGUUAAACUAUGCAGUUUGUAGAUCCCCCUCCGUUUAAUUACUUUUCUUUUUUUCUUUUUUUUUUCAGACCGCGCCAUCUGUUCGUGCAACAAAGCAAAGCUCAAAACCCAUUUUUAAACCCCCCGAACAAAAAAACAAUGAAGACCCAAAACCCCCCACAAAACAACGAUUUCCUAUAAAAUUUCUACUUAGACCGACUCGAGACAGAAAAUGCCCAAAAAACUCCUCGUCAUCAUCGGCGUAACUGGCAACCAAGGCGGUUCCGUUGCUGCUCGCUUCCUUCAAGACCCCAACUAUCGCAUCCGCGGCCUAACCCGUAACCCCGCCUCGCCCACCGCGAAAGCCCUCUCCACUCGAGGCGUCGAGAUCGUCCACGCCGACCUGGACGACCGCGAGAGUCUCAUCCGUGCCUUUUCCGGAGCGAAUCUCAUCUUCAGCGUCACGAAUUACUGGGAGCCGUUCUUCCGCCCGGACAGCAGACGGCGGGCAGCCAGUGCGGGGAUCUCAUGUCGGCGAUACGCAUAUAACGUCGAGUUACGCCAGGGGAAGAACAUUGCAGAUGCGGCCGCGCGGACGGUAGACAGUUUGGAUGACAAUGGGUUUAUUGCCUCGACGUUGAGUCAUGCGAAGAAAUGUAGUGGUGGGAAGUUGAACGAGUUGUAUCAUUUCGAUGCAAAGGCGGAUGUGUUUCCGCGGUAUGUCAGAGAUAAGUAUCCGAGGUUGGCGAGGAAGAUGUCGUGUGUGCAGACGGGAUUUUUCAUGUCGAGUUGGAAGUUGGUCACGGAGUUGUGGUUUGGAAAGCUCCCCGAUGGAACCAUCCAAAUGCGCUUCCCCACAUCUCCAGAUGCCCCCAUCCCUCACCUCGACGUGAACGCCGAUACGGGCAACUUCGUCUACGCCAUCUCCCAACUCCCACCGGGAAGAAGCUACAUAGCCGCAGGUUCAACGUGCAGCUGGACCGAAUACAUGCGCCUCUGGAGUAAAAUCACCCGCGUCCCCUCGAGCUAUAGGCAAGUCAGUCCGGAAGCUAUGAUUGACGAGCUGCCUGAUAAGGAAUACGCGAGGGAAUUGGCAGAUAUGUUUCUUUAUUCUUCUGAUCCCGGGUAUGAUGGUGGAGAUGGAUCAUUGUUGGGGGUGGAUGAGAUUAGAGAGGCUGGUAUAGAUUGUCCGACGACGAGUUUAGAGGAAUGGAUGAGGAAGCAGGAUUGGUCGCCUGUUAUUGGAAGGAGGGAGCGAAAGCAAUCUGUCGCUCGGUGUUGAUGAUGAAGGGACUAUUAAUAAUAAGAUGGGGAAAUGAGAUAACUAGCAACAAUGGAGAGGAAUUUUGAUGCUCAAGCAUGGUAUAGAAUUUAGCUUGCAUACACCGGUGGGGUUAUUGGUCGUAUUCUCUAUAGUUAUUUUAAGCGGGAAAGGUUAUAUUAUAUUAUGGUCAUGGAGUAUUUCGUAUCAACUCUAUACUUUCGAAAAAAUGAGCUUACAACAUGAAC